AUUGUAAUGUUUUUGCUGACAAGUCAUGGACAGUCAUGGAGACGUCUGCCUUGAACUUGGCACAUGAAAAACAGAGAAGAGCAGAAGCAUUACUGCGUGGAGGAAAAUUUGAAGACGCAGCAAAGUGUCAUGAAAUUGUGGCUGAUCUCUUGACGGAGGCUCAUGCACAGCUCGAGUCCAAUCUCAUACAUAUACAUGCACCUACAUUAUCCUCUCAAGAGACGCCAAAAUUUCUGACACCAAUUCAAUCACUUGUCACUUUAGACUCUCUCAGUUUACAACGAGAUUAUCAUAAAAGGCAGGCAGCUGUUGUCAGAAUGAAACAAGUGCAAUACGAAGAAUAUAAAGCAACAUUAGAAAAUCAUCAGAAAGAUCUUAGUAAACAUGUAGCUAAAUAUACUGAAAAAGAUAAUUGUACAAAUAUAAGGAUUGAUAAGUUUGAUGGUUCUUUACGUCAAGCUAUAUACAAAACAAUCGAUGAGCAAGAUAGCCUUUUAGGCUUGAUACCCUUACCUGAUGCUGAAGAAAAAAGCUUCAAACAUCCAAAAGAUACUGGCACUGUUAUAGAGGAACUUAGAACUGUUAACAGCCAAUUACGAUCUCUUGUGGGGAGUUUACUUAGUCAACUGGAAGCAAAAGAAGAAGAAGUACGCCAGCUAACAGAACGUCUUUAUGCUGUUUCUGUCAAUUCCAAUGAUGACAUUAGAUCGGAAGAACCUCUACGUCUUGCUCCAUUACCACCUCUAACGCCUCUUGAAAUGCCACUUUUUGACUUUACAUCUUCAUGAACUAUAGAUUUUAUAUAUCUAAAAUCAGAAAAAAAAAGCUUCAGAAAAGAAAUAUAGAAAAAAAUUAACAUUGAGAAAUUAUAUUUUAUUAUAUUAAUUAGCACUGUAAAAAUAUUGCUAUAUUUCCAAAUAUAUUAUUAUAUUGAUAAUUAAAUGUAAAUGUAUAAAUUUUAUAUAAGCAACAUAUAAUAAAGCACAAUGUAAGAUACAAAAACAUAUUUAUUUUAAUAAUAAUUAAUUAAAAAUAAAUUAUUUAAAUAACA
Messenger RNA from Cataglyphis hispanica, 1051 nucleotides. RefSeq names its product nuclear receptor-binding factor 2-like. The transcript has 3 exons. The coding region runs from base 36 to 788 and encodes 250 amino acids. NCBI's taxonomy places the organism in Eukaryota, Metazoa, Arthropoda, Insecta, Hymenoptera, Formicidae. Gene Ontology annotation, biological process: autophagy. The record is from RefSeq and is a predicted model, not a curated record.